Cyprinodon variegatus (sheepshead minnow) is the source of this 1000-nucleotide messenger RNA. Its product is annotated as zinc finger protein RFP-like. The transcript is spliced from 2 exons. The coding region runs from base 35 to 1000 and encodes 321 amino acids. NCBI's taxonomy places the organism in Eukaryota, Metazoa, Chordata, Actinopteri, Cyprinodontiformes, Cyprinodontidae. The record is from RefSeq and is a predicted model, not a curated record. Gene Ontology annotation, molecular function: protein binding.
UUUGCCUUCUUGCCUCAGGUCUCAGCUUGCAGACAUGGCCACAGCCAGCUGUCUCCUAUCUGAAGACCAGUUCCGGUGCUUCGUAUGUCAGAAUGUCUUCACGGAUCCGGUCAGCACACCAUGUGGGCACAACUUCUGUAAGAACUGCGUCACGGAAACCUCCCAUGCUGAUGUCCCCUUUCAGUGUCCAAUCUGUCAAAGGAUGUUCUUCCCAAAACCAGAGCUGCAGGUUAACACUCUGAUCGCUGAGCUGCUGGACAUGUUCAGACGGUCAGCUCAGCGCCAGAAUCGAGAGCCAGUUAGAGGACAUUUCUUCUUUAGAACUAGAAGUAAUGCCUUUAAAAUAUUUUUAUUUUGUCUUUUCUUGAUUGUAUCCUCCCAAGUAAAAUAUGGCCCUCAUCUGAAAGAGGAAGCAAAGGGAAAGAAACCAGAAUCACCAGAAGAAUAUAUGCUUUCUACCGUUCACCUGGAGCAGCUUUUCACUGAGGUGAUGAAGAAAGAAAUCCCCAGACUGUUGAUCCGAGCCGAGCUGAUGAAGGCUCAACGCUACGCGGUGGAUGUGACUCUGGAUCCGCACACUCUGCAUCCCAAACUUGUCCUGUCGGCUGACAGGAAACAAGUGAGAUGUUGUGAUCCACAGAAGAAUCUCCCACACGACCUAAAGAGGUUUUUAUAUUAUAAAUACGUUUUAGGGGAGCAGAGUUUCUCCUCAGGUAGGUUCUACUUCGAGGUCCAGGUGAAAGGAAAGACUAACUGGACUUUAGGGGUGGCCAACGAGUCGGUCAAAAGGGUGGGACUCAUCAGACUCAGGCCCCAGUUUGGUUACUGGUCCUUAACUGUGAGGAAUGGAAAGGAGUACAUUGGUCUGUCUGAGCCUCCAGUCCAUUUCUCUCUUCAGUCUCGUCCUGAAAAGGUUGGGGUGUUUGUGGAUUACGAGGAGGGUCUGGUCUUCUUUUAUGAUAGAGCAAAGCCGGUGAACAUAGAUAGCUUCAGUGAAUGA